UCGUCAACUAACCGCAAAAUUGUCGAAUUUUCCAGAAAAAAAUUCACAGGAGAGAGAAAAUCGCAUUUUAGGGUUUCUGAACAUCAUCUUUACAAAUCAAACACCAUGAUUUACGACGUUAACUCUCAUCUCUUCCGUUCCUUCCUCAGCCAGAAGGGUGGUGCUGCUGAUAAGAGGAAAACAGAGGAUAAGCCAAAGGAGCAGAGGCCAAAAGCUAGUGAGAACAAGCCUGUGAUGAAUGAGUAAUUUUUGAGCUGAUUGGCGGACAAUUGUUUGAUGUUAGCAUGUAAUAGCUGUAGUGACAUGAAUUGUUCCUUUGUGUAGCAGCUUAUAAUUUGAAAUGGGAUAAGAACUUUUAGCUUGUUAUUAUGUGAGAAAAAGUUCUUGUGAGUUUGUUGAUUUUGAAGCUUUUGAAUAUCUGGUUAUUUCU
Chenopodium quinoa (quinoa) is the source of this 430-nucleotide messenger RNA. Its product is annotated as wound-induced basic protein-like. The record is from RefSeq and is a predicted model, not a curated record. The transcript is spliced from 2 exons. The coding region runs from base 106 to 246 and encodes 46 amino acids. Lineage: Eukaryota; Viridiplantae; Streptophyta; Magnoliopsida; Caryophyllales; Amaranthaceae.